Molecule: messenger RNA, 1535 nt
Organism: Homalodisca vitripennis (glassy-winged sharpshooter)
Lineage: Eukaryota; Metazoa; Arthropoda; Insecta; Hemiptera; Cicadellidae
Gene: Pfrx
Product: 6-phosphofructo-2-kinase/fructose-2,6-bisphosphatase
Exons: 6
Coding region: 519-1520 (333 amino acids)
Biological process (GO): fructose metabolic process; fructose 2,6-bisphosphate metabolic process
Cellular component (GO): cytosol
Molecular function (GO): fructose-2,6-bisphosphate 2-phosphatase activity; 6-phosphofructo-2-kinase activity; ATP binding
Source: RefSeq, a predicted model, not a curated record
AUCGACAGUAAUCCUGUGAAUGCCUACCAUAACAAAUAAUUAUGUCUGUUAUUGGCUGAUAACCGUUGAUUCCCACUAUUACAGUCGACCUUUAGUCGACCACAAAAGAUUUUUACGAUGCAAAAAUUCCGAUUAAACAAUUAUUGUGGAUCAUCCAGAUGUAAAAAGAAUCUAUUUGAAGUCUUAUUUUGGGGAAGAAAAGUCAUAAAAUUUAUCUAUUGUCAAUUAAUCUAGAUUACCUUGUACAUUAGGGUCUGGUGAAUUACAGGGUGUUAACCGUAAGUCACUGCGAGAUAAGGUGGAGUGCCAUUGUGGUUAUCUCAAAAUUGCCAAGUCUCACAAUGAGAUUAUUGCAUCGCCCUAUUGACUAUCAAUACAAUACUCUGUGCCACUAUCUGCUGUGCUUGCGUUGGUCGGAUUCUUAACAGAGGUUAUCGGUCUUAUCACUGGUGAUAAAAACAUCACUCAAGACUGGCUCAGUUCUUUUUUGCACUCUGGACAGUGAACAAGCCUUCGAGAUGGACAAAGACGCGUACAAGUUCCCUGAAGUGAUCCGCAGGAACUCCCAUUGUCCGAAAGUUGUUCCUUCGAAUUUGGGGGAGAGAGCCAACUAUGUCAACAGCCCUCACGUUAUCUGUAUGGUUGGUCUACCAGCCAGAGGCAAGACUUACAUCGCAACCAAACUCUCUAGAUAUCUCAACUGGAUAGGGAUCAACACUAAAGUUUUCAACCUUGGGGAGUACCGUAGACAUGCCACCACCGCCUACAAGAGCCAUGAGUUCUUCCGACAGGACAAUGAGGAGGCCAUGGCCAUCCGCACCCAGUGUGCGCGAAACGCACUCAACGACGUCUGCACCUGGCUUGAGAAUGGCGGGGAAGUGGCGGUGUUUGACGCAACCAACUCCACUAUGGAGCGACGGAACAUGAUCGAGGACAUUGUCGUCAAGAAGAUGGGUUUCAAGUUGUUCUUUGUCGAGUCAGUCUGUGAUGAUCCCUCUAUCAUCGAGACGAACAUAAUGGAGGUGAAAGUGAACAGUCCCGACUACAAGAACAUGAACACGGACAAAGCUCUCCAGGACUUUCUCCAGCGCAUUGAGCACUACCAGGAACGCUACGAGCCGCUGGAGGAGCGCCUGGAGCCUGGACUGAGCUUCAUGAAGAUCUACAACACGGGCGAGAAGGUGGUGGUACACAAACACGAGGGUCACAUCCAGAGCCGGAUAGUUUAUUACUUGAUGAACAUCCACAUAGUACCCCGGACCAUCUACCUGACUAGGCAUGGGGAGAGUGAGCAGAAUCUGGAAGGGCGUAUCGGGGGAGAUUCUAAUCUCUCGCACCGGGGCCAGCAGUAUGCUGCCGCACUCUCCGCUUAUAUCCAGCAGCAAGAUAUCCCUGGGCUGCGCGUCUGGACCUCAUGGCUCAAGCGGACGAUACAGACGGUGGAGAACGUGCCAGCACCUCAGGAACGGUGGAAGGCCUUGAACGAGAUUGAUGCUGUAAGCAUUGCCUCUGCACUCUAGCUUUCAUUUUAUUUU